Messenger RNA from Parnassius apollo (apollo), 438 nucleotides. The record is from the annotation of a GenBank genome assembly. NCBI's taxonomy places the organism in Eukaryota, Metazoa, Arthropoda, Insecta, Lepidoptera, Papilionidae.
AUGGAGACACAAAUUAUAAAGAGCAAGCCAUUUUCAAGAGAUGAAAACAAAGCCUUACUCGAACUUAUUGAAAUGAGCAAAAUUAUAAUGUCUAAUGCCACAAACGCCAGCAGCAAUAAAAUGAAAGACAAAGAUGUGUUGGUAAGUGUACACCCCCAGACUAAAUACUGGAUCGUGGUACCGGCUGGGGUUGUUAAGGAACCUGAGCGCUUUGUAGUGAUUUGUGAUGGUGGUGAUAUUGUACCAAAUGGUGAUGGUGUAGAGGAAUUAGGGGGUGAUGCUAGGGUCAAUCUAGAAAUCCUAGAGUUUCAGGACACACCAGUGCCAGAUCCGCAAACGGAAAUGGUUGUGACCCCUACUUCUCCACAUUCAGCAAUGGCUCAGGUUAACACCUGUGCUGUUGCUGAAAAAAUUAAAGUUUCAGAUACACAACUGUGA